UACACUAUUGUGGCCUUGAUUUAACUUGAUAUUCUAAGUGGAUAUUCGUCGUAUCGAAACUGAAAGAAAUUCGGAAAAGCCACAAAAAGACUCAAAUGUACCUAAAAGAUGUCACUGUCUUCCACUUGCAUUGAACACACUUCAGAAGAAAUUAGAUUCUAUUGCGAAGAAUGCAAUGUUUUUGUGUGUGACGAUUGUGUAACAGCAGCAGGGAAACAUAUUAAAUGUAUCAAAAUUAAACUUAGUGAAUAUGGUGCCAAGAACAAACAAAUUUUGAUUGAAAAUGUGGAAGAAAUAACUGACAAAAAUCUCCCACGUCUGAAGGAAACAUUGGAACUUGCAACAAAAGUUAAAAAAUCUUUUAACAAAUCAGCGGAUGAAAAUAUUACUGAAAUUCGUUCAAAAACACAAGUAAUAGAGACAAUUCUUCAUGAAUUGCAAGAAGAAACUAUACGACAAAUUGAUGAAUCGAGGCGACAAGCAAACAUAAAAUUUGAUGAAUUUCUUAAUCAUCAUCAAACUCGAUAUAACAAAUUAGUGCAAAUAACAGAGAAAGUCCAGCAACAAAAAAACGACAUUCAAUCUUCAGAUGUUGUAAAAUUUGAUUCCGAAAUGAAAAAAAUGUUACAUAUCGAACACGACUCGGAAACCAUCCCGAAACUAGAACCACCCUGUUUUGAAAUAAAUGAACAAUAUUUAACAAAAGCAUUUUAUCAGGAUAUUUUUCAAUGCAAGAAUAGAAAAGAUGAAGAGAAAGCAGAACCGUGUACAUAUAAGAAAGGUAUAGAAGAACCAAACUCCUCUUCAGAUUGUAUAGAACUUGUCUCGUCUGCAAAAGAAAUCAAUUCAGGUUUAGACAUGAAUGAACAAGGCACAGAUACGAACUACGACGAGAAUUCAAGUGACAUAUACGUGUCAAACUCGGCAAACAAAGGAGAUACGAAAUCAAGGGUUUCAGUAGUUCAUAACAAAGACUUAAACUACAAGAUGAUUAAAUCUUUCAAAUGUGAAAGUGCUGUUACUUUGAUUGUGCCGAAAACAAAUGUUUACGAGGCUUGGAUUAUAGGAGUUGAUAUCUGCGAGGUUAAUUUGAAGCAAUCACCACAAUCAACAAUACUCCUUUCGUGUAUAGAUGGAGUACCCUUUACAGCUGGGAAAAGUCAAAAGCAUGGUUUACUUAUAGGUCUUAAAAACAGGAAGACCAUCAAACAACUUCAAACAGCGACUGGAACACUAAGAAGAACUUCGGACGUGUGCAAAUUAGUUUCUCAUAUAAAUGCACAUGCUCAGCAUUUGUCAGCUAUUUGUACAGUGUCAACACCUGCAGAGAAAGAGAAAGAUAUCGCGGUACUACUACAUGACUACCAAUUGACAGGAAGUAAAGAAAAGGGAGCAGUCGUUCGAUGGUAUUCUGGUAAGAAAUUAAAAACGAAUGACCUUAACAUUAGCAACAAUGUUGAAAUUGAAAAUCCAAUAUACAUGGAUGAGUUUACAAACGGUAACAUUUGCAUUACGUGUGCGCCGGACGAUAAAUCGUCGUGGAUACAGCUUCUUGAUAAACAAGGGAAUCACAAGAUGAGGUACCCACCAAAAGAUGAAAAAUCAGUUGGGGAGAACAAUGUAUAUUCAUUCAUUGGUGCUGGAUUUCUAAGAGAUGGUCGUAUUACAAUUUUGGAUCGCGUGAGCUUCCGUCAGCACCUUUUAGAUGCAAAUGGAAAGCUUAUCAAAAUAGACCAAUACCAAAACCAACCAUCAUCUUUUGCUGUUGACUUAUACGACAACAUUUGGAUAGGAUUUGACGACGGAACAAUUCAAGUGAUGGAAUAUAAGGACGGAUGGUAUGAGGACAUUGAAAUUAAUGAUUAAUAUAUUCAAUUUAGUUAUAUAUUUUUUUUAAUUAAUUACUUAGUUCUUGGUACUAACAGUAGAAAUACUCAUGACUAUUGUGCGAACCUCCAAAAUAUGUAUGAAGUUGUUAUAUUUUGAAUUUUAGUAAAGAUGAGAGUAAUGGCAUUAGAUAUAUACUGCGGAAAAUGAUGUAUAUGCAUUUGUAAUUGUUGGUUUUUGUUCAAGCUUUAAGGUGGUACCUAGCACUACAGGUAGAUAACUCUGUAAAAUCAGCUUAACGUUUCAAUCACGUUGUAUUUUUAAAGAAAUACAAAUGUAUUAAGCUUCUCAAUGAUUAAAAUUAGUGAUUGUCAAAAUGCUAUAUAUCCAACCAAUUUUUUCCGAGGAAGUGAUUGGUUCAAGUUUUUUGAAAUUUUUAUAAUUUUAUCGGGAAUAGUGAACGUACUUCAGCCCGGUUUUUAUCAAAGGGUCAAAGUAACAUUUUGUCAAAAUUUUAUGAAAAUUAAACGAGCCAAAUUAGUUUUAUUUAAAGUGUUGGGUAACACCUUAAAUAUAUUGCACUACAUUAUUCUUCUGUAUAUGUUACAGCUUGUAAUAUGAAUGAAAUGAGAUGUGGAGAAUAAUCUAAUAAGGCAUCUAUCUUUCAUCUCAACAACACAAUAAAGGAUAACAAUUGAGCAACACUUGGUCUUCCACAACAUACCAUAUGUUUAUAAACAAAUUGCCCCAAAAAUUGCGAAAAUUCUCUUAUUUUAGAAAAAAUAUUGAAAAAACAAAAAAAUGAAGAUGAAAUAAAAGACAACUACUGACGAAGUUCUUCACCUGAGAUAAGUACACUAAAAUAUUUGAAGUGUUAAAAAAAAUCAACUCCAUGGAAUAUUCUAAACGAAAAGUCCGUUAUUAAAUGGAAAAGUCAAA
Molecule: messenger RNA, 2766 nt
Organism: Mytilus trossulus (common blue mussel)
Lineage: Eukaryota; Metazoa; Mollusca; Bivalvia; Mytilida; Mytilidae
Exons: 2
Coding region: 109-1866 (585 amino acids)
Molecular function (GO): zinc ion binding
Source: RefSeq, a predicted model, not a curated record